AUGGGCAACUUCUUCAGCUGUUCACUAAAGACUUCCAAUCAUUUUCAGUCGUUGAAGAUUCGGGGUUUUGUGCGGGCCCUUAAUCCUGGUUAUGAGUUACCAAGCAGGAAGCAUAUUUCAGAUGUAAUGCUGCAAGCAGCAUACACAGCAGGAAAGGAGACAGUGGUAGACAAACUGUCAGCUGCGAAGACAAAUGCACUAAAACAUUUUGUGUCAAUUCAGCAGAAAGUCAAAACUAUUGUAGCAUUGUUCAAGAGAAGCUGCAAGGCAAGAGAAAGACUGCUGACAUACCAACAAAAUAAUGGGGCCGGUCAUGUUAAAAAACUGCUGCAGGAGGUGCCAACAAGGUGGAACUCUACUCUGUGUAUGUUGGAGCGAAUAGUUGAAAUUAAAGAUGCAGUGAAGACUUCACUUGUACUAUUCACAGUUGAUUUUGAACAACUCACAGACGAGGAAUGGAACAUCUGCUCAGAACUCUGUUCUGUGUUGAAGCCAUUUGCACAGGUUUCAACACAGCUUAGUGCUGAGUCAUAUCCUACUGGCAGCCAAGUUAUUGUUCUGAAAAGGGGAUUAUUAUCAGUGUGUGCAGAACUUUUGAAAAGGCCAUUUAACAGUGUGACAAGGACUAUCAUUGAAGAAUUAACAAAAGGCCUGACGGACCGUUUCCACAAUGUAGAGAUGAGCAAGUAGCCACUCUACUAGAUCCACGCUUUAAAUCUCUCGUGUUUGAAAGCCGAGUUGCAGCAGAUAAUGCAAAGAAACAGCUUAUUGAACUAGUAGCACAAAAGAUGGGUGACAGAAGACUGACAAACACAGGCCAGAGCCAUGAAACUGUGUCAACUUCAACCACCACUGAUCCCUUGUCAGUAUGGGGUGUCUAUGAUGCAAUUGUAAAAUCAACACAGCCCCAGGGCACUCCUCAGUCAGCUGCUAUUGUGGAAGUACAAAGGUACAUGGACAGCCCAGUUAUUAGUAGA
This is a messenger RNA of Schistocerca nitens (vagrant locust), 977 nucleotides long. RefSeq names its product zinc finger BED domain-containing protein 4-like. The record is from RefSeq and is a predicted model, not a curated record. NCBI's taxonomy places the organism in Eukaryota, Metazoa, Arthropoda, Insecta, Orthoptera, Acrididae. The transcript is spliced from 3 exons. Bases 1 to 690 code for a protein of 229 amino acids.